AACUGGAUUCCGUUUUAAGGAGCAGCGCUUAGGACGAUUCGCUUCAUUUUUAGAAUUUACUUUUCUCGGUGUAGCUAUUUCUACAGAGCCGCGAUUGUUAUUGCUUGUCCAGUGAUAAUGACACAAAUUUCUGAGCGAUCUGCUUUGUUGCCGUUCCGUUCCUGUUGAUUAACGCAGAUACAAAGGCGAAUUAAUGAAGCGAUUGAGGUUAAGGGGUCAAAUCAGUGCGGGUAUCUGUGAGGAAAUACCAGAUAUUUCCUGUCCCAAGAUCCGUACUGCUCGGCCAUCAACUAAGAUCGGCCCAAGUGGAGCCACCCCUGACCCCCAAAAGCCACCCCCGCUGGCUGGAGAUCCAUUGAUUGCAUGUUGCCAGUGGCUAGUUGCUGCUGUGCUGUUGCUGCUGCUGCUGCUGCUACUGAUGUCGCCAGUUGCUGCUGUCGCCACUCAAUUGCUUGUCGCGCGCCGUGAUUGCGCAUCCCCAUGCGGCGCUUUCAGUUGGCAAUGCGAGCACGACUCGGCCACAGUCUCCGGCCUCCGGUCUCCAGCCUCUGAUCUCCGGCUCGUCAUUCUCCGGCUCUCCAUUCUCGGUUUGGGUUACGUCCCGUUCGGUUCGGUUCAGUUCGCCAAACUGCGUUUCGCGAAAAAUUGCGUUUAAUUAAAGUAUAAAGGCCAGCGCGCUCCUCAAUUACGGCUGCUCGUGGGAUGAGUCGCCACAGCCAGCUGAAGCUAGCGAUGCCCUCGGUGCACGGGGCUCCAGCUGCUGCUGCUGCUCCUGCUCCUAGGGCUCCUGGCGUGAAGCUGGGCCUGGGCGUUAAUCAGCGGACAGGUCGGGUGCAAUGGUGUCCAGGCCUGACCUGCUGCAAAUUGCUUCUACUGCUUCCAGUGGUGAUGCUGCCGCUGACCCUGGUGCUCAUCCUGAUCAUGCGGCUGGACGGGAUGCUGGCAGCGCUGCAACUGAGCGAGCAGAGGAUGCGCGAUCACCGCUACUCCGCGGCCGAAGAUGCAACCUACGUUGAGGACUACGGCAGCACCUACAACGAGCUGCUCAGGGAGGAGUUCCUGCUGCCGGCGGACAAGCGGGCCCAGCUGGAGCUCCUGAAAGCGGAGCGGGCACGGCGCUGCCAGCCCUACCGCUACGGGAUUGGAGAGGCCAUGGAGCUGGAGGAGCGCAACUCGCUGAUGAAGGACUCGCGCACCUCCUUCCUGCCGCUGGGCAUACCCCGCGAGUGCCUGGGCAGUGGCCUCGACCUGGACAUCAAGCCCCUGGACGAGGAGCUCGACCGGGGCCAGACGAAGCGCUACGAGGACAUGGCCCCCUACUGGCUGGAGUGGAGCAGGACGCGGGAGCGGCGCGAGGCGGAACGCCAGGCCGAGGAGGAAACCAGUCGCAGCGACCUGAUCAGCGAGGCCACCGCCGCCCUGCAGAGCUUCUGGAACGAGGAGGGCACCCGCGAGGGCAUCCGCCUGACCCAGGCCAAGACCAUGAAGCGCUACAUGGACAGCAAGGUGGAUCCGUGCGUGGACUUCUACAAGUACGCCUGCGGCAACUGGGAGCGACUGCACCCGAUACCCAAGGACAAGGCCGGAUUUGACACCUUCGAGAUGCUGCGCGAGAGUCUGGACCUGGUGCUGCGUAAUCUGCUGGAGAAGAAUGCUCCAGCGCCACCUGCUGCGGAGCCCAGGAAGAGUCCGGUGCGGAACACGCUCUUCAAACUCAACGAGCAGGGCGAGGGCGAGGGGGAGGCUGACCAGGCGGCGGAACGCCUGCGCCGGCACAUCGUCAGCAAGAGGCAGUUGCUCAACCGCGUCCUGGUGCGGUACAAGCGCUACACCAACGGAACCAAGCGGAAACGCCUCAUCGAGACUCCGCGUGAGAGGACCAAGGAGGAAGAAGCUGCUCCACCCACCGUCCUGACCAAGGAAAGGUCCAAAGACACCGAGGAGCAGCUGCAUGUGCCCAGUGACUGGCUGAAGCCCCAGCACGACGCCCAGGCCAAGGCCAAGAACCUGUACCGCUCCUGCGUGAACAGCCAGGUGCUGGCCAAGCGCGGCCUGGAGCCGCUGCACACGCUCAUCCGGGAACUGGGCGGCUGGCCCGUGCUGGAGCCCCAGUGGAGCGACGCCCACUUUAACUGGCAGGUGCUGGCCGCCACGUUGAGGCGCUACAACAACGACAUCCUCAUCGUCCAGUGGGUGGGGGCGGACAUCAAGAACUCCGAGGAGAACAUCGUGCAGUUCGACCAGACGGGCCUCGGCCUGCCCACCCGCGAGUACUUCCUGCAGCCGAGCAACACCAAGUAUCUGCAGGCCUACCAGCGCUACAUGGCCGAGGUGAUGCACAAGAUGGGCGCCUCCAGAGCGGACGCCCAGCGGGUGGCCAGCGAGCUGGUGGUGUUCGAGACGCAGCUGGCCGGGAUCACGGCCCCGGCGGAGCAGCGACUCAAUGUGACCAAGCUCUACAAGCGCAUGACACUGGACCAACUGCAGGCGGCGGUGCCGGAGAUCAAGUGGCGUGCCUAUUUGCAGAGCCUGCAGGACCGCGAGGUGCUCGCCUCCGAGGAGGUGGUCAUCUACGCGGUGGAGUACAUGAGCAAGCUGGUUAGCCUGCUGGAGGAAACCGAUCCGCGGACGGUGGCCAACUAUAUGAUGUGGCGCUUCGUGAGGCACCGCAUCAACAACGUGGACGAUCGCUUCGACGACAUCAAGCAGCACUUCUACCACGCCCUCUUCGGGCGGGAGGAGAGUCCGCAGCGGUGGAAGGUGUGCAUCGCCCAGGUGAACACCAACAUGGGCAUGGCCGUGGGCUCGAUGUUCGUGAGUCGCUACUUCGACAAUAACAGCAAGCGGGACACUUUGCGGAUGACCCACGACCUGCAGCAGGCCUUCCGCGACAUCCUGAAGACCACCGACUGGCUGGACGCCACCACCAAGCAGCUGGCCGAGCAGAAGGUCAACGCCAUGUCCCUGAAGAUCGGCUAUCCGGACUUCAUCCUCAAUCCGGGCGAGCUCAACAGCAAGUAUGCGGGCAUCGAGAUCCAUCCGGACAAGUACUUCGAGAACACGCUCAACGUCCUGCUCCACACGGCCCGCACGGAGCAGGCCAAGUUGCACGAGCGGGUCAACAAGACCAACUGGCAGACGGCGCCGGCCAUCGUGAAUGCGUACUACAGCAGGAACAAGAACCAGAUCAUGUUCCCCGCCGGCAUCCUGCAACCGCCCUUCUACCACCGCCACUUCCCCAAGUCCCUCAACUUCGGGGGCAUCGGCGUGGUCAUCGGCCACGAGCUCACCCACGGUUUCGACGACAAGGGCAGGCUCUUCGACCGGAACGGCAACAUCCACAAGUGGUGGACGGACUCCUCGAUCCGCGGAUUCGACGAGCGGGCUCGCUGCAUCAUAGCCCAGUACAGCAAUUACACCGUGGAGGAGGUGGGCAUCGUCCUCAAUGGAGAGAGUACGCAGGGUGAGAAUAUCGCAGACAAUGGAGGGCUGCGCCAGGCAUUCCACGCCUACCAGCGCUGGCUGAAGGAGCACCCCAACGAGGUGCAGGACGAGGUCCUGCCGGGCCUCAACAUGACGGGGUCGCAGCUGUUCUUCCUCAACUUCGGACAGGUGUGGUGCGGGGCGAUGCGCCCGGAGGCCAUUAGGAACAAGCUGAACACGGCCAUCCACAGUCCAGGGCGCUUCCGGGUGAUCGGAACGCUCUCGAACUCCUACGACUUUGCGCGGGAGUUCAACUGUCCCGUGGGUGCGCCCAUGAAUCCCGUCAAGAAGUGCAGCGUGUGGUAGUCCCGCCACCGAAGCCACAGCCCAAGAGUAUUAGAAAUGACGUAUGCCACGCAGUCCUAGGCUAAAGACCGAAGGCAAGCCAGUUGGGUUCAAUUGACGGAGCAGCCAGCUGGCGAUUCACAAAGACAUGCCUCGGAUCGAAUAGGAUGGGAUUUUUUUGACUCCCGUCACAAAUGAGAUACAGUGCCAAAAAUGAAUUUUCAAAUCUAUAUAUUUUUCUUAGUCCUUAACUAUUUAUAUUUGUAACUUGCAAUGGUUUAGUUUAUGAUGCAAUUUAUGUUUGUGAUAAUUCUAAUUAAAUGUAUAUUAUCAAG
Messenger RNA from Drosophila gunungcola (fruit fly), 4103 nucleotides. It is a transcript of the gene Nep4, whose product is annotated as neprilysin-4. Gene Ontology annotation, cellular component: plasma membrane. Gene Ontology annotation, biological process: protein processing. Lineage: Eukaryota; Metazoa; Arthropoda; Insecta; Diptera; Drosophilidae. The transcript has 4 exons. Bases 703 to 3789 code for a protein of 1028 amino acids. The record is from RefSeq and is a predicted model, not a curated record. Gene Ontology annotation, molecular function: metalloendopeptidase activity.